AGGAAGACUAAACGUGGCUCGGGUGGCGCAGGGUUGGGCUGGGGCGACUUCUGGGGAACUUAGCCGGGGUCGAGCCCCUAGAGCUGCGGAGGCCUCUGCGGUCGCCUCCCCGCUCGCCCUCCGCACCUCCCCCGCCCCCGGCUGUGUUCGGGCUCCCCCCGGGACCGAUGUCGCGCGCUUGCGUGCUGCGGCCAAAGCUCCCGACCCGGAGGCCGGCCCCAAAAAGCCCCGAGCGAGUAGGGGGCGGCGCGCAGGAAGGGAGGAGGGCCGGGGGCGUGGGGGAGUGGUGGUGGGUGUUCGGGGGUGGAGAUGUAGAAGAUGUGACGCCGCGGCCGGGCCGGUGCCAGACCAGCGGACGCGGUGCCCGCGGUUGCUGCCGGAUCCCGGGCGCUGCAGCUAGGGCAGGCGGCCCUCCUGAGCGGCCGCCGCGGAGACACCCAGCCCUAAACCCCAACUCCCGAGCCCCGCGGCGCACCGCGCGCUAGGGCAGCCGGAGAGCGGAGAGGCCGAGAGGCUCGAGGCUGGGGGCCCGCGGGCGCGGUCGCGCGCUGCCGGCGGCUGCAUCUCCCGAGCAAAGUUUCCGAGAGCGUAAGCUCCGGUGCGUAAGCGCUGUGUGCAUCGUGUUUGCUAAUAGCCCACGGACCAAACCCAGUCAGCGUGGCCCAGGAUUGGAGUCAGUACGGGCAGAGGCUACAUAUGCUGGGUUUAAUCUGCCAUCUUGGCACUUGUUUUCUAAUUUCCCCAUCUGUUCUUUGUCCAGUUUCUCUUUUCCUUCCUUCUUUUGGAUUAAUUUGGUACUUUUUUUGUAUUCUAUUUUGCCUUAUAGCCCAGCUGCCAACUGUUUGGGUAGGUCAGCAGUUAGCCUUGCUCUUGAACUCAACCCCUGGCUUGUCUUGGAAGAUCUCUCUUCAUCCUGCUUUGCAUUUGGUGAAGGCUCAUUGCUUGUCAGAGGGAUCUUACUCAGAGAUUGUCCUGCUCCUAGCCUUCAGCGAACUGCUGCUUUGCACUCAGCAAAAAUUUCUCAGCCCUUCUGUCGUGUCCCAGCCUUUGAUGUGUGUUGGUUGUGCACUGGGUGCAAGCUGUGUGAAAGAGAACUGGCAGUCAAACUGCAACUUCAAGCGGAAGAGAGAGGGGUUGUAUCCAUCAAAGGAGUAUGUGCAAAUCGCUAUCUUGCCAUGAAGGAAGAUGGAAGAUUACUGGCUUCUAAAUGUGUUACCGAUGAGUGUUUCUUUUUUGAGCGACUGGAAUCUAAUAACUACAAUACUUACCGGUCAAGGAAAUACUCCAGUUGGUAUGUGGCACUGAAACGAACUGGGCAGUAUAAACUUGGACCCAAAACAGGACCUGGGCAGAAAGCUAUACUUUUUCUUCCAAUGUCUGCUAAGAGCUGAUCUUAAGGGCAGCAUCUGAUCUCAUUUCACAUGAAAGAAGACAUACAUUUUCGAAAUUCGUUAAUCAAAGAAAAAAAAUGUGUACAGCUACCUGCUCAGUUUGGAGAAUGGUCAGAUAGCCUUUUAUCUAAUAGUUAAUAUUUAACCAUUGCCUUACUAAAGAAAAGCAACAAAAAUUCCUGGAAAAUGUAUAGACUUCCACCUUUUAUACUGCAUUUGCCUUUAUCCAGUGAAGCUUACUUAGAGCUACAGUCUUUUUCAUACAUUUGCUUCAUCUGAAAAGAGGCUUUUAAAAUUUGCACAUUUUCAUCAAAGAAGUUUUCUUCAUGAAAAUUAUACACAUUAGAAAAUUAAAGUCAGAUAUUUAGUUAACUCCAAAUAUCCACUACAUUUUAUAAUAUGGCACACAUUAUUCUGCAUAUACAAUUUACUUACCAUUUUUUAAAACAUGCAAAUAUGGAUUUAAUCUGUUCCUGUCAUAGUUCUGUAAUUGUCUGGCAGUUCCUUGUGAUAGAGUUUAUAGAACAAGCCUGUGUAAACUGCUGGAAGUUCUUCCAUGGUGAAAUCAAUCUUGUCAAACCCUUCUCUGUACCCAUAGAGCAGCAGCCUAGCAACCCUGCUGGUGAUGGGAGUUGUAUUUUCAGUCUUAACCAGGUCAUUGAGAUCCAUCCACUCACACCUUAAGCAUUCAUGCUGGCAAAAAUUUAUGGCGAAUGAAUGUGGCUUUAAGCGACAGAUGAUAUACAUAUCUGAUUUCCCAAAAGCUCCGGGAUUGGUGUGUUGUUGCCGAAUGCUCAGGAGGGACCUGAAUUCUGAUUUUAUACCAGUUUCUUCCAAAACUUCUCGAACUGCUGUGUCUCCUACAUAAAAGAAAGAUGUACAAAUCAGUAAGGAUCACAUUUUUAGAAAUUUAAUCAUCAAAGAUUUUCAGAUAAAGUAGCAUUAUCUAACGGUUGAAAAGCAAAAAACUUCAUCCUAGGCAAGUAUUCAACAUAAACUCUUUGCCUUCUGGACAUCCUGAAAUACCAAAGUAUUUUUUUACCACUGUGCAUCUUAGAAGCUUUUGAAAUAUUGACUAUUUCUUUGGCUGCUAUUUGUAGGCUUACCCACCUGUAUAUUUUGGGGGUCGCAUUUUUAACCUCUUCCGACUCUACUUCCUAAAAAUUGAAAACAUAGGUUCCUGCAGUUAAUAUUCCUAUAUAUUUCUUCAUUAUUAUCCUGUUUGUGAUCAUCCAUCAAAACUGCCUAAACUUACACAUAUCAGUAUUGAGAAAAAGUGAUUCACUCUUCCUUACCAAAGUCCGUAGCGCUGCAGAAUGUAUUGAGCUGUGACUUGGCAGGGGCUGUCAAGCCUCUGACGUCCUAGAGCAGUUUCAUUUAUAACCAUUUUGUUGUGCUCUCCUAGUUAUCCUGUCAAUGGAAUCCCAAUAUGGUAAUUUUUGGCAUUUCCUUGGUUUCUUGAGAUUCCAAGAACUAUUUUAUCAAAAGUGUUAGCAAAAAACCACAAUUUACAGAAUUUUAUAAUACAAGGGUUUCACAUUUUAUAAGGUUGAUUUUUUUCAAUAUUAUGCAAAUUUCUGGGGCACGAUUUUGAUUGCCAUUAACAUUUUUGCAGUUGCUUUUUCUAAAUCUCCAGAAGAACCCCCCUGAAUGGGCUUUCUCAAAUUUUGUGACACUCUGUCGCUACCUCCCAAGGUGUUCAUGAGAAACGCCUUAUAAAGCUGCCUCCUUUGCUCAGUUUGCUGGAAGCUUCCCAAUUCCACAAUUGCCACAGGCAUAGAUUUUUGUUCAAGGACCUCUAUGCAAUGCUUCUAUUUCCUUGUUUGUCAAACAGAAAAUUAUAUUUGCCUUCUCAGUAGUCCUACUGGUGAAGAAUAGGCAAGGAAGAGGAAGUCAAGGGAAAAAAAAUCUCAAUUUCCACGUAUUUUGACUAUAGACUAUCUUAAUUUCCUACAUAUACUUGUGUGUUUUUUCCCCCCCUCUAAGAAACAGCUCUAGAAAUAUGCACAGGAAAAGCAAAGUGUUCUAAAAUAUAAGACAUCUGUUUGCCAUUUUGAAUUAUAUGUUGACUUUCCCUUCGCUUGAGAUUUGCCAUAGAUUAAACAUGGUUAGAACUUACUGUUUUAAACUAAAAACAUAAAAGAAUUUAUGUGAAUAAAAGGAAAAUCUUCCUUAAUAAGAAAAAUUUCAGCUUGGAAUACAAUAUAUGUUUGUUAUUAAAUUUGUUACAGAUUGUG
Molecule: messenger RNA, 3628 nt
Organism: Ailuropoda melanoleuca (giant panda)
Lineage: Eukaryota; Metazoa; Chordata; Mammalia; Carnivora; Ursidae
Gene: FGF2
Product: fibroblast growth factor 2
Molecular function (GO): growth factor activity
Source: RefSeq, a predicted model, not a curated record